Molecule: messenger RNA, 1071 nt
Organism: Cuscuta epithymum
Lineage: Eukaryota; Viridiplantae; Streptophyta; Magnoliopsida; Solanales; Convolvulaceae
Source: the annotation of a GenBank genome assembly
CUCGGAAAAGGUUGGAGGGAUCAGCAGCUCUGAAUAGUCCUUUUCAUCUUCAAUGGGGAAGAAAUCGAAGGGCGUAAAAGAAGCUUUGAGGCUCAAGGCUGAUGAAUCUAACCACAACAAGGCAUUAAAUCUAUCGAUACCAACUUUAAAGACGAUAAAAUUUAAGAACACUAAUGAGUCUAAUGUUAGAAGAUCUGGCCGGCUUCAAAUGCAUACCUCACCAGUCGUUGCAAAACCUGUUGUUGAGGAAAUCGAUCUUGCUGAUAAGAACACUAUGGAGGAAAUGAACACCGUAAAUGAAGAACAUGCAAGCAUUGAUCAACUUAUGGAUGAAAUUGAUAAAGGUGAUGGAAUACCCGAUGAGGAGAUUAACGCUAAUCCAACCGAAGAACUGAUAAGCACGAAAGAGAAAUUUGAGUUCCUUUACAAGACAGCAAAAGAAUUUGAAAACUCAAAGACAUUCAAACGACCCUCCUCAAGUGAAACUACUUAUGGGGAUCUCAACUACAGAAGCUUGUAUAUUGCCUCUCAACAAAAGAUUGAGGUGUUGACCGAGGAAAACUCUAAACUUGCCAAGAAAUUGGAAUUUGCUCUUGGGAAGAUUGAAGCUAACUUGGGGUUGGUCUGCUCAGAGUUCGCCACUCCUGUAAAAUGACAAUGUGUUAUUUGUCCAUAUGUACAGUACGAGAAGAUGAAUGGUAUCGUUGGAAAGCCGAAAGAUAUGAUGCUUCUUACAAAUCUAUCUCAAAUAUUGGCCGCUGCUGCAUCACCUAACCUAGCUCUAAAGACACCUGGGGAAAACUGUGGCAGUGAUGGUCAACCUAGCUCUAAACCUUCUCCUCAACCAAAGGCUGGGCAAAAACAUGCACCAAGUUGUAGCAAAAGGAAAAAAAGUUCUUAAUUCUCAAGUUGUUGACUUGUAAUGAUUAACUCAACUGGCUAUUUCGUUGUUAGGAUAGUAAUGAUUGACUUAACUACCUUUUUGACGCCCUUAGUGUAAAGGGGUUCAUAUUUUGCAGUUUCUCGGUAGUUGAGAGAACAAUGGUAUGAUGCAGGAAACGUAAUACUCUG